UUUUUUUUUACAAGUUUUUGAUCAUUUCCAUACAUUCUACAUUCAUUCAUUUUGUCACACAAACUUAAUAUUUUUGGCAAGUUUUUGAACAUUUUUCAUACAUUCCAUAUUCAUUCUGUCACAUAAGCUUCAAAUUUUUAGCAAGUUUUUGUACAUUUUCUUGGUUUCCAAUUUUGAGUUGUGAUUGAAUCUCUAGAUCACCACUUAUCAAAUUUGCCAAAAAUUCACAUUUUGUAACUUCGGCAUGAUUUUAAGAGUUGACCAGAAUAUAUAGUAGUUUUUGAAUCUGAAUUAAUAUACAUAUAUAUUAAUUGGAUUAGAUAGAGUAUAAUAAAGAUGAUGCGAGUAAGGACUAGAGCAACAGAGAUGACUUCAACGGACGGGAACUCCGGCGCCGGUGCCGGUGCCGGUGCCGGAGGAGUGGAUAUAUGGGAAGUCCGGCCUGGUGGAAUGCUGGUCCAAAAACGUGACCCGGAUGCCGAAACUCACCGUAUUCCUCCACCAACUAUACGAGUUCGGGUCAAACAUGGGUCAAUUUACCAUGAAAUCAAUAUCAACUCACAAGCUACAUUUGGCGAGUUGAAAAAGAUGUUAACCGGGCCAACAGGAUUACACCAUGAAGACCAAAAGCUGAUGUACAAGGAUAAGGCGAGGGAUUCGAAAUCGUAUCUUGAUGUUGCGGGUGUCAAAGAUAGAUCAAAAAUGGUGGUUAUGGAAGAUCCAAUUAGCCAAGAGAAAAGAUUAGUGGAAAUGAGAAAGAAUGCAAAGAUGGAGAAAGCUGCUAAAUCGAUUUCUGAUGUUAGUUUUGAGGUUGAUCGCCUUGCUGGUCAGGUGUCUGCGAUCGAAUCUGUUAUUUCUAAAGGAGGGAAAGUAGCAGAGAAGACUCUGCUGACUGUGACCGAGUUAUUGAUGAAUCAGCUACUUAAGCUAGAUGGAAUUACAGUCGAUGGUGAUGUAAAAUUACAGAGGAAAGCACAGGUGAAAAGGAUUCAGGAGUAUGUUGAAAUUCUAGAUGCUUUAAAGAUUAAAAACUCGACAAUGAGCAGCAAUGUAGGCACGGCGCCUCAAUCCAAGCGGACAGUGAUGGCAGAUAAACGUCAACCACCAUCAUCAGGUGCCAUGACAACAACAGAAUGGGAGAUUUUCGAAUCUAUGGCUGCACCACCACCAGCAACCACAAGCAAAACAAUGCAUCCCAUGUUCAAUUGGGAUUUGAUUUGAAAAAAGUUUUAAACAACUUCAUAUGUAUUUUAGUACAUGAUAAGUGUGUGUUGGAUAAUUUUCAGGUUUGUUUUGGUCUUUCUUUUCCAUUCUUUUCUCCUA
Molecule: messenger RNA, 1323 nt
Organism: Erigeron canadensis
Lineage: Eukaryota; Viridiplantae; Streptophyta; Magnoliopsida; Asterales; Asteraceae
Product: BAG family molecular chaperone regulator 1-like
Exons: 4
Coding region: 337-1221 (294 amino acids)
Biological process (GO): protein stabilization
Cellular component (GO): cytoplasm
Molecular function (GO): protein-folding chaperone binding; adenyl-nucleotide exchange factor activity
Source: RefSeq, a predicted model, not a curated record